AUGCAAUCCUUUUUGCAGCACCGUCAAAUUAGACAAGAAGUGGAAGAAGCCUUGGCAUACGGCCAGGGCAAAUCUUUCAGCUCGCGCUCUAGCACCUCGUCCCCUUCGCUCGAGGCUAUCACAAAUGGCAACAAAGAUCUCGAAGCAGGAUUAGAGAAGCCAGCGCUAGCUGCCGAUGGACCUUUUGUUCCCGGUGUUACGGUUUCACAUCUCGACGGACCCAAUGGCGACAUUGUCUUCGUGGUCGGCUGGAGAGACAAUGACCCAAGCAACUCCCUGAAUUGGUCACUGCUGAAAAAAUGGAUAGUCAUGAUGAUGUGCUAUGUGAUUGCUAUUGCAAUGACUGUCCCCUCAUCUGUCGAGGGUGCAACGUAA
This is a messenger RNA of Penicillium paradoxum, 375 nucleotides long. RefSeq lists its product as uncharacterized. The transcript has a single exon. NCBI's taxonomy places the organism in Eukaryota, Fungi, Ascomycota, Eurotiomycetes, Eurotiales, Aspergillaceae. The record is from RefSeq and is a predicted model, not a curated record. Bases 1 to 375 code for a protein of 124 amino acids.